This is a messenger RNA of Letharia lupina, 240 nucleotides long. RefSeq lists its product as uncharacterized. The transcript has 2 exons. Lineage: Eukaryota; Fungi; Ascomycota; Lecanoromycetes; Lecanorales; Parmeliaceae. The coding region runs from base 1 to 240 and encodes 79 amino acids. The record is from RefSeq and is a predicted model, not a curated record.
AUGGUAAGAGAAGCGUCGUACACCAAGGCUUUCGUUGUGAGGUUCUGGGUGAGCAUCGUUAGCAAAGCUUCUCAAGCAAGAGUCGAACUGCAAGCAUACACCAAUAGGCUCGGUGACGGGCUUGUUGUCGGGUUCUCGGACGGAAGUGGUGGGGUCUGGAGGUUUGGUGUCUACGUACCCACGCCAUUGACAGCGAUAUGGACGCUGUGCAAGGCGCAAAGUACCUCUUCGUAUUUGUAG